Raphanus sativus (radish) is the source of this 825-nucleotide messenger RNA. RefSeq lists its product as uncharacterized. The record is from RefSeq and is a predicted model, not a curated record. The transcript has a single exon. Lineage: Eukaryota; Viridiplantae; Streptophyta; Magnoliopsida; Brassicales; Brassicaceae. Gene Ontology annotation, biological process: shoot system development; root development. Bases 1 to 771 code for a protein of 256 amino acids.
AUGGCUGCUACUUCAUUAUCAUCUCGAGCACACGUGCGUUCAACAAGCUGGCCCGAAGUCGUUCAUCCUCUAUCUCGAUCCAUCGAAGAUCAUCUUCUGAUACUUAAGAAGAAAAGUCCAGAGCCCGCUUGUCGGAAACUCGGAGUUUUAAAGAACAUGUACGAGGUGGUCGAAGUUUUCCUCCGUUUUCAAUCAACGAAAACCCAAAAGACAUUUUUGGAAGAUGUUUCCGAAGGUUUUCUUGAGGUUCUUGAUAUCUGUUACACGAUCAGAGACGUUCUGAUGGAGAUCAAAGAGCAAGUCAGGGAACUCGAGUCAAGCUUGAGGAGGAGAGUGAUCAGAAGCAAAUCAGGAGGAGAUCAAGAGGCUUUCUUGACACGUGAGAUCGAUGCAUACGUGUUUAAGAGAAGAGUCUUGAGCAGAAAGAUCGGUAAGCAGUUGAAGAUGAAGAAUAAGAAGAAGAAGAAAGAUUGCGGAGGUGCCAUUAAUGUGAUGAAGAAAGUUAAGGAGACGAGCUUCGAUGUCCUUGUUUCUUUGUUGAUGGAAGUAGUGACGAUGAAUCAUAGCCAUCACAAGAAGUUAUCAAGAAAUGGUAGUAGAGGUAUUAUCUCGAGGAUGUUUAACAAGAAGAAUCAAGAAGUCGAAGGAGAUGAGCUGAAGAAGUUGAGAGAAACAGAGCAAAUGCUUGAAGCAACAGAAGGAGAAUUGGAAUGUGUGUAUAAGAAAUUGUUGAAGACGAGAGUUUGUCUUCUUAACAUGCUUACUCUUUGAAUCUGAAACUAUGUAACUUUCCUAGAAACUUCAGUUAUUGUGCAUAUUACAUUA